Molecule: messenger RNA, 930 nt
Organism: Rotaria socialis
Lineage: Eukaryota; Metazoa; Rotifera; Eurotatoria; Philodinida; Philodinidae
Source: the annotation of a GenBank genome assembly
AUGUUUACUCUUCUAGGUAAUAUUCCUGCUAAUGCUAAAUGGGCACAGAACGGAGUGACUAUUGCUGGAGGAAACGGGUAUGGAGAUGCCACUAAUCAACUCAGCGGUCAUGAAGGUCUCUUCGUUGAUGACGAUCAAACAGUGGUUAUUGUUGACCGCGAGAAUCAUCGUAUCAUGCAAUGGAAGAACGGUGAUACAACGAAUGGACAAGUUGUUGCUGGUGGUAAAGGCCAAGGAAAUGGAUUACAUAAAUUGGAUCGUCCAACUGAUGUAUUAAUUGACAAAGAGACGGAUAGUCUCAUUAUUUGCGAUUGGGGGAAUCGACGAGUUGUACGAUGGUCUCGUCGUAGUGGUACGACACAAGGUGAAAUACUCAUCGACAACAUCUAUUGUUGGGGAUUAACAAUGGAUGAGCAGAGAUAUCUCUACGUUUCUGACGUCGAAAAACAUGAAGUAAGACGAUAUCAAUUGGGUGAUAAGAAUUACACUCUUGUCGCUGGUGGUAAUGGUAAAGGCGAUGGUCUCAAUCAACUCAACGUGCCGAUAUAUAUUUUUGUCGAUCGACAACAGACUGUCUACGUAUCAGACUACCACAAUCAUCGUGUAAUGAAAUGGAAUAAAGGUGCAACAGAAGGUAUUGUGGUUGCUGGAGGGCAAGGCCGAGGGAAUGCUCUGACGCAAUUGUAUCGUCCUCAAGCAAUCUUCGUUGAUACGUUGGGUACACUAUAUGUAGCAGACUCGGGGAAUCAUCGUGUAAUGCGUUGGACUCAAGGAGACAAAAAACAAGGCACUGUAGUUGUGGGUGGACAUGGUCAAGGAGCAGGAGAAAAUCAGUUCAACUACCCCUGGGGUUUGUCUUUCGAUCGGCAUGGUAAUCUCUAUGUCGCUGAUCGUUAUAAUCAUCGUGUUCAACGAUUUUCUAUCGAAUAA